AAGAAUACGCAUCGAUCUUCGAGCGCUGCGAUCGAUGCAGAGUUGCCGAUCAUCUCGUGUAUUUAUUAUACGACUUUUUGAUUUUGAUUAUUCUUAUUACGAAAAAUGAUAGGAUAGGCAUUUAAUGAAUAUUUAACAAGGUAUGGCAAUAAUCUGCAGUCUAUUGUUCAAGCAAUUACAAUAAUUCGUACUUAGUACAUUGUGGAAUGUGCGAGGAGGAGCUACUGUGUUACGCAGCUCUGCAUGAUGCCAUCCAAAAAAUACGUAAUAAACACGAAGAAUUCGUGUCUUAGGCACCAUCAAGCUGACAUUUUACCGCUCGACGUGAGAUAUGAACUGUUUAAUUGGAACAGAUUUACGGCUAAGCAAUAUAAAUCCGUAUUUCUUAUUUUUACUCGGUAGCACGUAUACGUGGCAACAGAGCAAAGUUGUCCGAGUGCUCUGUCACUUCCUAGUCAAAAGAAAUUCUUCGGGCACAAACAAUAAUAUAUUUACACCAUUAAAAUAGUGGAGUACGAUACAGCUUGACAGGAAUACCGUGGAAUAUUCACUUGAUAUAUUUCAACUGUCUGUCAAUAUAUUGGUAGAGAAUAUUUCUGUGUGCGUAUUAACGUAUCACCAAGCGUCGGUUUAUAUAUUACAUGUGCAACCUGUGUUAAACACCUUACGGUUGGCAUCUUAUAAAUGAACUCGAGGACAAGUAUUAUUUGAAAUUCAAUUGCAAAAGUGCCACAUGCAUCAAUUAAUUGAUCAAUUACGCGGCACGUAAGGAAAAUAUACGCAUAUACGAACGAAUCUGUAAACAUACACACACACACACACUUAUUUAUGUAAAACCUAUAAAAGUGUUGGAAUUUAUAAACAUUUUGUAAAUUUAAUAAAAAAUUAGAGGUCACUUCUGACUCCAAGGCAUUGUUUUAGGUGGCUACAAAUCUUUGACUGAUCAAUAUAUUUUCUGAUAUAUAACAAAGUCCAAAAAUAUCGGUUUUAAACUUGACAAACUUUGGAUUUGAAACUUGCUUUUACUUACUUCAAAAGAUACAGACGUUGGAUUCUGUGCAGAAGGAUACACUUACAAAUAGUGUACUGUAGUUUCUGGUAUAUUUAUGACUGUACAUACAAUAAGCUGAUGUUGGCUAAAUUUCAAAAACCUGAUGACAAAAUAUUAUAAAAGAAGAAAGCAGCGAGAAUAGUGCUGCUAAUGGUGCUUUGGCACUGUUAUUAUUAUCCUCCUAAUAACAUAAUGGAGGAACCAGCAAAGAAGAAACAACGUAUUGAAAACAAUGAAGUUGAAAAAGAUACAUUAUCAGAUAUUGAACAAUUACAGAAUAGUCUGUUGGCACAAUGCUUAUGCAAUAUACCAGAAAGUAGUUUACGUAAACCAUUCACUAGUACAACAGUGGAAGCUGCAGAUGGCACGUUUAGAUCUUCUUUAUUAUCAGAAUGGGAACCUGAUCAAACCUUGGAAUUCAUGAGCGCUUUACAGCUAUUAUUUGACUUAGCUAUUAAACAAAAUAUUAGAGGUAUUAUGUGCAAAAGAGUAGUAGAUGUUUGUGAUGCGCUAGCGCGAAAUGAGCAUGGCAUUAUAGAUCAAAUAAUUGACCUAUCGUGUACAACAAAUAAAUUUAUAUCAUUUGCUGCUAGCAGAGUUCUUGCAUCAUUUUUUAUUAUAACAAAGGAAAAUAUUGAUACAGCAUGGUUGGAAAGAUUAACACAAUCUUUAGUGAAUACACAUUCUCCGAGCCAAAUGCUAUUUACCUUGGAUGUUGUAAAAAGAGUUGUAGAACACAAGGACUGCAGUAUUCACCCUCUUGAAGAUACAGACAGUAUAGUACCGCCAUCUCAUUGUAAUACAAUAUCAAUUUCAGAUGCAGAAAGUUUUGACAGUACACCAGUAAAAGCAAUGUGUGUUAAAGCAUUAGAGUCUAAAUGGACUAUACUAGUAUCAAAAUUUGAUGCUAUUUUGAGUUCAUAUACGCCACAACAUGAAUCAGCUGUCAUUACAUUCCUUGAUUUAUGGGAAUCCAUUAUUUCUGUUAAAGCCAACUUGUCUGUUAUUGACACCAAACUUUUUUAUUCUCAGUUAGAUAACCUGGUUGUACUUUUAAAUGCUAAUGUUCCUGGUGUAAUUUGGAGACAUCUACUUGGGCUAUUUAAUGAAAUAUUAUGUUAUGGAAGUACUUUGGCAUUACAAGAUAUAUUGCCAGAUGAACCUUGUUCUCUUGCACACCUGAUUGUAAGAGCUGUAAAAGAUUGGAGAUUACUGGAUGCUUUACCAUAUAGACAUGGCUCUGGAAGAUUUGGAGGAGGAUCUGGCGAAGGUGACCGCCCUCUUCUACAAAAAAUAGUGCUCUUAGUUUUAAAAAGUGUUGCUGUGACUGUUAAAGAAACACGCAGCGAUUCUAGUGACUCUUCUUUGGGCUCUGAAGCAGAAGAUCUUGAUGCUGAUAUGGCAGUUAUUGAGAGGAGUAUUAGAGAAGUUUUAAGACAACUUGAUCAAUGUGUUAAGACAUUAAUGCCAUUUCAUCCUGAAAUGCCUUUAUCACAGUGGGUUGUACAAAUGUUUCAUGAUCAAGAUGAUUUUUUAAUUGAAGGCAUGGUAUGUUGUUUAGAUGUAGCUGUUGGUUUAUUUUAUAGGGGACCUCCACAAAAUGAUCUUGGUCAUAUGCUUAGUCCAACAUUAACUUUUAUACAAUUUAUACAUGCUGUAUCACAUGACCCAGAUGUUUUAUUAGAUUUACUUGUCAGUAAUGAGACCUGUUUCUUAUUGUACUUAUUGAGAUUUUUGAAAUAUGUUAAAAGAAAUUGGACAGAAUUUGUUUCUUGUUGUGGAAGAGAGCUAGAUGAUACCAUGACAAUAUUGAUAAGACUUCGUUUAGCAAUUGAUAGAUUAGUAUCAAAAGAUUUGUUUCCUUAUAACAUAAAUCCAGUUCUACGUUUGUUAGAAAAAUGUGAAUCCUUCUAUGAAGGAAAUAUAGAUAACUAAUUAUUGGUUGCAUAAUGAGAUUCAAAAUUUUAAUUCACUAAAUUAAUGUACAAAUUGUAAAAAUGAAAGCUUUAUCAUCUGGCUUAUUUUAUCAGUCAGGAAGUAAUACAAAAUUAUAUAAUCUUAAUAACUUCAUUUUGAUAAAUGACUGUUACUGUCUUUUGUAUUAAAUAUCUAGAUUAAUAUUAAAAGAUUCAGAAAAAAGAA
This is a messenger RNA of Frieseomelitta varia, 3193 nucleotides long. It is a transcript of the gene lin, whose product is annotated as protein lines. The coding region runs from base 1202 to 2986 and encodes 594 amino acids. The transcript has 3 exons. Lineage: Eukaryota; Metazoa; Arthropoda; Insecta; Hymenoptera; Apidae. The record is from RefSeq and is a predicted model, not a curated record.